AUGAUCUCUGAAACUGGCAUGUAUGAUUACCAAGCUACCUCAUCCCGCGGGACAAACCACACCGCAAAGCAACCUGGAAAGGAGAAUCCUGAUAUCACGGGUAUCGCCCAACGAGCGUGGCGUGGCUUGACAACUCAACAUCAGCAAUUCAACAAGGCGGCCGUCGAAUCUUAA
Molecule: messenger RNA, 174 nt
Organism: Venustampulla echinocandica
Lineage: Eukaryota; Fungi; Ascomycota; Leotiomycetes; Helotiales; Pleuroascaceae
Exons: 2
Coding region: 1-174 (57 amino acids)
Source: RefSeq, a predicted model, not a curated record